This is a messenger RNA of Neohortaea acidophila, 3246 nucleotides long. RefSeq lists its product as uncharacterized. Lineage: Eukaryota; Fungi; Ascomycota; Dothideomycetes; Mycosphaerellales; Teratosphaeriaceae. The record is from RefSeq and is a predicted model, not a curated record. The coding region runs from base 1 to 3246 and encodes 1081 amino acids. Gene Ontology annotation, cellular component: cytoplasm; nucleus. Gene Ontology annotation, molecular function: ubiquitin binding. The transcript has a single exon.
AUGUCGCAAAUCGAUGCGAGACCUCCGCCCACACGAGGCAGGAGCUCACACCGCGGAGGCAGAGGAGGUUUCGGCAGAAGCAGCCGCGGAGGCAGGAAGCCGCUGUCCGACUCGCCCAAUGACGCAACUUCCUUCGAAGAUUCCUUCGGAGACGAAGGUGAAGUUGGCGAAAUGAAGAAGCAAUACGCAACCGAGCUGCCCAUGCUCAGAGACAUGUUCCCCGACUGGACCGACGUGGACUUGGUCUUCGCUCUCCAAGAGGCUGACGGCGACAUCCCGAGCACCGUCGAGCGGAUCGCCCAGGGCAAUGUGUCCCAAUUUGCCGAAGUGAAGAGCGCCAAGGAUCGUGCUCGCUCAAAGGUAAAAGAGACCUCCGUGGCGCCAGGUGCGGCAGAGAAGACGCCAGCCCGCGGAGGUCGUGGAAGAGGAGGCUUUGAAGGUACUCGUGGCUCCCGUGGACGCGGAUCAGAACGUGGUAGAGGUGGCAUUCGUGGUGGCAGAGGCGGCCAUGCUGCCGUCAAUGGAUCGUCUGAGGAGCCCAGCACCACAUCGGUCCCGACUGUCGAAUCCACCUCGUAUGACGACGGCGGUCAUGCAGCAGCGCCGGAAGUACACCCGGGUCCGAAGGCACACGAUGCCGCCAAAGGCACUGGCGACGCCGGACAAAGCGCUUGGGCAAAUGUAGUGACUUCACAGGGCACUCCCGCAACGGCCUCGGAAGGUGCAAAGAGCAGCUUGAUACCAGAAGGUGGUGCGAAGAAGAGCUGGGCCAGCAUGUUCGCACAGAAGCCGGCCCCACCAGCACCCAAGAAAGUCCCUACUGCAAAGCAGGCGCCUGCCGAGUUGGCCGCUGCUGGCGUGAUUCCAGCGGCAUCUCAUCAGCCGACGGAAGGGACCGGGCCUCCGCCUGAUGCUCCAGUGUCGUUGAUCGCAGACGACUCGUCAGCAGCAGACAGGCUAUCCAGUACAGAUGGUGCAGAACUGGACAUCACCCCGACAAAAGAUCCUUUGACGGAGGAGAACGUCGAGCACCUCCCAGACGACUCCCAUCCACCCGCGACAUUGACUGUCGCCAGCACUGCUGGUUCCGCCGACCCUCGCAACCCUACGCCUCUACCCGGUCAGCAAGCUCCAAUCGCUCGUCCGCCCAUCGGUGGCUAUGCGACUAGUGCACAGCGUGCUGCCGGACUACCCAACAGAAGCGCGAGCUUCCAGCGCCGAGUUCUUGAGCAGCAAGAGGCGGUCGUUAUGCCCGGACACAAUGCCGUCGACAGGGCUGCCGUGCAAUUCGGGAGUAUGGGUAUCAAUGGCGAGCCUGGUCCGGAUGUCGAUGACGACCGCGAGGAGCCCGAGACGCGCCACGCGCCCCAGCACUCGCCGCCCUCUCAACCGAGGACUUCUCUGCCUCCGGCUCCCAGGCAGGUGCCCGAGGCGAUCAUGCCCGAGGGCCUACCCACGCCGAAGCAAGCUCCUGGACUCCCCCCAGCUUCUCAACAGAAUCAACAACAGAUCCAAGAGGUCUCCAUGGCGCCUACCGGCCCCAGCGAAAUGACGCAAAUCAAUCAGAACUACAACCAAUACAGUCAACGGUAUGGCCAAGCUGCUUUGCAGCAAGACUCGGGCGCUCAGCAGGCGAAGCCCUAUGACCCCUAUCAGCAAGGUCCUCAGAGCCAGUACGAUCAGUAUGGCUCUCACGUCCAACAGCCGCACCAGCAGCAAGCAGGCCAGGGCAGCUACGGUGGCCAUUCAUCCGCCCCGAGCGAUUACUCUUCCUACUACACAGCCGACCAUCAGCGCGGAGGGUACAGCAAUUACUAUGGCAGCUCGUAUGGGCCCCAGGACGCCCGUAACCAAGGACAACAAGACGCUGGGAUGGGACAGCAGCGAUCAGCCAGCGGCUUCGGCGCCGCUGGAGGACCGCACGACACUGCUUUCGCAUCCCAGGCCCAACAGCAGGUCAGUACCUCACAAUCUCUUCUAGAUCUCAACGCCGCUUUGAACGGCUGCAGCAACGAGGGUCAGAGGCGAUAUCUACUCAACGAGAUUCAGCGCAUCAUCUCGUCCGUUCAGAUGCAAUCGAAACCGCACACGGCUGGUAAGCCGGCCGGUGGAGAUGUGUCAGACGCGGGGCGUGCGCCUGGAUUCGCGGAGAGGGAUCGGUGGUGGUAUGAGAGUCUCUUCAAUGGCCCAAUGCCGCCGCCAACUCAAUCGCUCGUGACGACCCUGUCAGACGUAACUAAUCUCACAUCCCCUGACACCCCCUCUUCCCCUCUGCAGACCAGCUCCAAAAGCAUUUUAUCUGACCAGCCUUCGAAGCAGGCGCAGUCACGCUAUGGUGACACCACCGGCUCCGGCCACAACACUCCCAACCCACCCAUGGCCAGUCAGCAACAGUCUACGGGUGCCAACACGCAGCAAACUCAGCAGCCCUCCAUGCACCAAGCGCCGAGCCAUCAACAGCAAGGCGGGUAUGGAGCCCAGCCAGGCUUUCCUUACGGUCACCAAUACUACAGCAGCCCAUAUCCGUCAGCCUAUCAGAGCCAGUUUGGAUACAGCGGUCAACUCGGCGGAUACGGCGGCUACCCAGCGAAACCCAGCGGGAUGUACGGCGCUUCGCAUGGCUACGGCAUGGGUCCGCAAUCGUCGUAUGAGCAGCAUUCCGCGUCGCCGGCCAACGCAGCCUCUUACGCACAGAACCAAUCUGGUAUGCGCAGCGGCAGCGGCGUGAACUCGGGUCUUGGAGGGGUGGACGACUACGGCCGUGGGUCGGCACAGUCGCAUCAGCAGAGCAGCGCAUUCGCCAGCAUGCAUGAUCCCUUCAACCAGCGCUCCGGCUCGGGAUACGGGGGAGCCGCGCAGCAGCAGCAGAGUGGCUAUGGUCAACAGAGCAUGGCGACGGGGCAAGACGACUCGCUGAAGCCAUUCAGUGAGGCAUCGAAGGCCGGUUCAUCGCCUGCCCUCGGCCAGCCAGGCGGGCGCCCGGGCUCUGCGGCCAAUAGCGCCGGCGGCUCGAACCAGUCCGGCCUCCCACCGCCCCAGAACCAGCAGUCUGGCUUCGGAGGCGGCUACCCAGGCUUUGCGGGACAGGGACAGUAUGGACUCGGAGGAUUGGGCUCCCAGCAGCAACAGCAGCAACAGCAGCAGCAGCAGGGAGGAUAUGGCAGCUACGGCGCCGGAAGCUUCAACCAAACCUAUGGCAGCUACAACUCGCGCGGCGGCUGGGGCUCCAACUACGGCGCGCACUAG